Mesoplodon densirostris (Blainville's beaked whale) is the source of this 1654-nucleotide messenger RNA. RefSeq names its product growth arrest specific 1 (gene GAS1). The record is from RefSeq and is a predicted model, not a curated record. Gene Ontology annotation, cellular component: plasma membrane. Gene Ontology annotation, biological process: negative regulation of mitotic cell cycle. The transcript has a single exon. Lineage: Eukaryota; Metazoa; Chordata; Mammalia; Artiodactyla; Ziphiidae. The coding region runs from base 88 to 1131 and encodes 347 amino acids.
GGCAAACUUUUCCGCCGGCUCCGCGUCCGCCGCUCCCCGCGCCUCGUGUCCUUUCCGCUCCUCGCCCGGCGGCCGCCGCUGCCCGCGAUGGUGGCAGGGCUGCUGGGCGGCGGCGGCGGGGCCCGCGGGGGGACCGUUCCGGGCGUCUGGCUGUGCCUGAUGGCGCUGCUGCAGCUGCUGGGCUCGGCGCCGCGGGGCUCCGGGCUGGCGCACGGCCGCCGCCUCAUCUGCUGGCAGGCGCUGCUGCAGUGCCAGGGGGAGCCGGAGUGCAGCUACGCCUACAACCAAUACGCCGAGGCGUGCGCGCCGGUGUUGGCGCAGCGCAGCGGGGGCGACACGCCGGGGGCCGCCGCCGCCGCCGCCUUCCCGGCCUCGGCUGCGUCCUUCUCGUCGCGCUGGCGCUGCCCGAGCCACUGCAUCUCGGCCCUUAUUCAGCUCAACCACACGCGCCGCGGGCCCGCCUUGGAGGACUGUGACUGCGCGCAAGACGAGAACUGCAAGUCCACCAAGCGCGCCAUUGAGCCGUGCCUGCCCCGGACGAGCGGCGGCGGCGCGGGCGGCCCGGGCGCGGGCGGGGUCAUGGGCUGCACCGAGGCCCGGCGGCGCUGCGACCGCGACAGCCGCUGCAACCUGGCGCUCAGCCGCUACCUGACCUACUGCGGGAAGCUCUUCAACGGGCUGCGCUGCACCGACGAGUGCCGCACGGUCAUCGAGGACAUGCUGGCCGUGCCCAAGGCGGCGCUGCUCAACGACUGUGUGUGCGACGGCCUGGAGCGGCCCAUCUGCGAGUCGGUCAAAGAGAACAUGGCCCGCCUGUGCUUCGGCGCCGAGCUGGGCAACGGCCCGGGCAGCAGCGGCUCGGACGGGGGUCUGGACGACUACUACGACGAGGAGUACGACGAUGAGCAGCGCGCUGGGGGUGCGGGCGGCGAGCAGCCGCUGGACGACGACGACGGCGUCCCGCACCCUCCGCGCCCGGGCGGCGGCGCUGCUGCGGCGGGCGGCCGCGGGGACCUGCCCUACGGGUCCGGGCGCAGGAGCAGCAGCAGCGGCUGCCGCUCGGCGCCCCGAGGCGCCUGGACCCCGCUCGCCUCCAUCUUGCUGCUGCUGCUGCUCCCGCUGCUCUUUUAACACUCGCGCCCCCCCGCCGUCGGCCACGGGAGGGUCGGCGCCGGGGCACCUGUGGCUCGGGAACAGAGGGGUGGUCGGGGGUAUUUUCCAAAACGUUUUCUAGGUGGUUUCUGCCUAGCCGGUCUCGCCGCCUUGACUCUUGGCACGACCCUCGCCUCCUCUCCAGAGCAGGACUUUUUGGACAUCCUCCCCUGCCCCCAUUCCGGGUUCCAGACACUCCCCGCAGAAACCAGCCUAACUACGGACCCCCGACAUGAAACGGGCCUGGGGGGACAGAACCGUAGUCCCGGACUCCGAAGAGAGGAUGCUGACCAGUGGGGUCUUAAGAGUUUCAAGGGACUGGGUUUGGAGCAGGGGUUUUGAAGGAGGAUUUAUAUUUGCAAAGUGGCUGUUAGCGUUUCUCCUGCGAGGGGGGGAAAAAGUGCCGGUAAUCGACUUUUAUUGUGGCCAGUGAAGACAUAGCAAUCGUAACCAAUUCAUUCGUUUAGUCUUGGUAUCCGCGCCCAGAAUCCUCAGUUUUUUU